UCAGGACGGUUUUUAGUUGCCAUUGCCACUUAUAUGUGACUUAUGUCAUUAGUGUCAAUGUUUUAUUUAUUUAUAUUAAUUAUUAAGAAAAUGUUUUGAUAUUAUCUUAAAUGACUACUUACGAUUAAUUAAAUUAGCAAAAAAAAUAAGUUUAAGAGAUCAUCAAUAUUUGACAAAAACAUGUUAUUAGACAAAGCGAAGCGAAUUGUUAUUGCAGUCAAGAACAAUCCAUUUUUAAGUCAUGUCCGUAACAAAGCAGCAUAUGAGGGUGAAGGGAAGACAACAGUGCGUGUCCUUAACCAGGACACAGAGCUGGGACUGAUGAUAGACUCGUAUGCUACUUAUGGCUUUAGAUUGAACAAUGGAAUAACUGUGCUCGGACCAAUGGCAAUAUUUCCCAGGACGGUACUGUCGUGGCAGGUGCGUGGCUCCCACGAGAUUACAGAGGAUUCACUGAGACUAUUCAAGCUGCUCGAACCUAAAAUUGAUCUGUUGAUACUGGGAGUGGAGACGAAGGAGCGCGAGUCGCUGAAUACAGUGUACCGCGCCGCUCGCGCCGCCGCCUGCAACGUGGAGCUGCUGCCCGUCGAGCACGCCUGCUCCACCUUCAACUUCCUCAACGCUGAGGGCAGGUCGGUGGCGGGCGCGCUGGUGCCGCCGUUGAGCAUCGACCCUUCGCCCGACGAUAUGCUGCGCUCCCGCCUCCACUACCAGAACCUCUACCAGCAGCAGCUCACGUAGCCGCCCACGAACGGACCACGAACAAUACGCUAUUUGUAUAUAAUACUUAGUUAUACUUGUUUUUAGGUAAUAAAUAAUUGUUAUAAUA
This is a messenger RNA of Galleria mellonella (greater wax moth), 829 nucleotides long. Its product is annotated as NADH dehydrogenase [ubiquinone] 1 alpha subcomplex assembly factor 3. The record is from RefSeq and is a predicted model, not a curated record. The coding region runs from base 181 to 741 and encodes 186 amino acids. Gene Ontology annotation, cellular component: mitochondrial inner membrane. NCBI's taxonomy places the organism in Eukaryota, Metazoa, Arthropoda, Insecta, Lepidoptera, Pyralidae. The transcript is spliced from 6 exons. Gene Ontology annotation, biological process: mitochondrial respiratory chain complex I assembly.